AGCCAAUCCACUCUCAUACUCUCACGCGGAAAUUUCGGCGAAAGAGUAAGAACAUAUUUCCAGGGUGGCAAUUUGGUCCGAAUAAACUUACCUCACACUACCGCCGCCUCCGCCGCUACUGCUACUAGACGAAGAAGACCAGCGCAGCCGAUUCGCGUGGCUGCAUACGGAUCGAGUUCCGAUCCAGGCACGAAAUCAACGGAGAUGGCUUCACACAGUUCGGCUGCUAUAGAUCCUCGAAUCCCUGCUAUUUCAUUUACAAUCCGCGUCAUCCCCGACUUUCCCAAACCCGGGAUCCUUUUUCAGGAUAUAAUGACUCUGUUGCUUGAUCCGAAGGCGUUUAAGGACACUAUCGAUUUGUUUGUUGAAAGAUACAAGGACAAAAAUAUCAAUGUGGUCGCAGGAGUUGAAGCGAGAGGCUUUAUUUUUGGUUCUCCAAUUGCGUUGGCUAUACGGGCGAAAUUUGUUCCUAUGAGGAAACCAAAGAAGUUGCCCGGUGAGGUUAUCUCACAAGAGUACACUUUGGAGUAUGGAACAGAUGUUAUGGAGAUGCAUGUUGGUGCUGUCCAAGAAGGAGAACGUGUUCUUAUAAUAGAUGACCUCAUUGCAACUGGGGGUACCUUGGAUGCGGCAAUCAAACUGAUCGAGCGUGUUGGUGGCAUCGUUGUUGAGUGCGCGUGUGUUAUUGAAUUGCCGGAACUGAAGGGGCGGGAACGGUUGGGAGACAAACCGUUGUUUGUUCUUGUUAGCUGAACUUGACCAUUGAGUUAUGGCGACAUUUGUGACAUGGUGCACAGUGUCCAUUGUUGUUGCCCAUUUAAGAGAGAAGUAACUUUGCCACUCGUAUCUUAUCAUGAUUCUAACUACAGAGAGUUGCACCUGGCUCUGGCCAGCUGACUGUAAUAAGCACUAAUGGUUGCUUUCUUUGGGUUUUUCCCAAGUUCCGAGUAUUGAAUAUUGAUCAUAGCUUCAACUAUGCACUCAGAAUUGUUUUACGUGUUAUAUAAUUUUUCACAUGCUCACGUGUCGUUCAAAAAAA
Messenger RNA from Cuscuta epithymum, 1039 nucleotides. The record is from the annotation of a GenBank genome assembly. Lineage: Eukaryota; Viridiplantae; Streptophyta; Magnoliopsida; Solanales; Convolvulaceae.